UCAAACGCCUCGUUGCCCUAAAACCAGUUGGUAUUCCCAAAUCAAAACCCUAAUAACAAAAAUUCAAAAUCAAAUUCAAAAUCAAAUUCGGAGAACAAGAAGACCAAGAAGAAGAAAAAGAAAAAGAUAAUGAAGGGUGGGACGGUGCAGAUUAACUGGCACCUCACGAAACCAGUCUUAACCCUCGAUUUCCACCCCAUUUCUUCUCUUCUCGCCACCGGCGGCGCCGAUUUCGACAUCAAGCUUUGGACAAUAAAUUCAGAUGAUACGGAGCAGAAACUACCAACAGCUUCAUAUCAAAGUAGCCUUUCCCAUCAUGGUUCAGCUGUAAAUGUGCUUCGCUUCUCUCCAUCUGGAGAACAACUGGCCUCUGGUGCAGAUGGAGGUGAGCUACUAAUAUGGAAGCUGCAUUCUACAGAGACUGGUCAAACAUGGAAGGUUUUCAAGACAUUAGCAUUCCAUCGCAAGGAUGUGUUGGACCUGCAAUGGUCAACUGAUGGUGCAUUUCUUAUAUCCGGAUCAGUAGAUAAUUCUUGCCUUAUAUGGGAUGCGAACAAAGGUUCCGUCCAUCAGAUUUUGGAUGCCCACUUCCAUUAUGUUCAGGGUGUUGCGUGGGAUCCAUUAGCCAAGUAUGUUGCUUCUCUUAGUUCUGAUAGAACUUGCAGAAUAUAUGUCAAUAAGCCUCAAGCAAAAGCAAAAGGAACUGAGAAGGUAAACUAUGUUUGUCAGCAUGUAAUUACAAAGGCAGAACAGCCAUCAGCAGAUAAUUGUAAGUCUACAAAAAGCCAUCUCUUUCAUGAUGAGACGCUUGCAUCUUUUUUUCGAAGACUAGCCUGGUCACCUGAUGGAUCAUUCUUACUUGUACCAGCAGGAUCUUAUAAAGUCUCGCCUGCAUCUGAAACAAUAAACACGGCUUACAUUUUUUCUCGAAGAAACCUUUCAAGGCCAGCUCUACAGCUUCCUGGUGCUAGUAAACCUGUAAUAGCAGUUCGCUUCUGCCCUAUGCGGUUCAACCUUCGGGGAUCAAUUCCAUCUGGAUUUUUUAAGCUCCCUUAUCGUCUCAUUUUCGCGGUGGCUACUCUGAAUUCUUUGUAUGUUUAUGAUACGGAAAGUAUUCCUCCAAUUGCAGUAUUGGCUGGUCUUCACUACGCAGCUAUAACAGACAUUGCUUGGUCAUCAGAUGCUCGUUAUUUAGCAUUGUCUUCUCAAGAUGGUUACUGCACCUUGGUAGAAUUCGAAAAUGAUGAACUGGGAUCACCUAUCUUAUCAGAACAAAAGAAAACCGCGGACGACAGUAGCAAUUGUCCUGUUGAGAAGCCAGAAGAUAUGGAAAUUGAAGAAGCACCAAAAGAUGGUCCUGUUGUAGCAAAUAACGAGAAAAUUGAAGCAGAAAAGAACGAAGGGAAACAAAAGUCAACAUCCUCAACUAGUGAUCCUUCCAUUGGGAAUAAGCCUGCGAAAAGGCGCAUUACUCCUAUUGCCAUUGACCCAUGAUAACUGCCAUCUUUACCUCUAUAAUCUAGUCCCAUUUUACAGGCUUUGCUUUGCUUUUGUUUUGACAAUGUUUUGGAAUGUGGGACAUGUAUAAUUUUUUUUUUUUUUUUUUAUAUUUUUUUAAAAAUGUGAAAUCAUAGAGGCUGAGCAAGAAAAACUCACUUUUUCCAUGAGAAGUAGCUUCUCUCUCCUAAUGCUUUUAUCUCUUCUGCUUCCCAUCGAUAUUAUAAAGUGGGAACUAAAGCUGAUGUAAAUGUGUAUU
This is a messenger RNA of Morus notabilis, 1756 nucleotides long. Its product is annotated as chromatin assembly factor 1 subunit FAS2. Gene Ontology annotation, cellular component: CAF-1 complex; nucleus. NCBI's taxonomy places the organism in Eukaryota, Viridiplantae, Streptophyta, Magnoliopsida, Rosales, Moraceae. Gene Ontology annotation, molecular function: protein binding. Bases 130 to 1494 code for a protein of 454 amino acids. The record is from RefSeq and is a predicted model, not a curated record. Gene Ontology annotation, biological process: DNA replication-dependent chromatin assembly; nucleosome assembly. The transcript has 12 exons.